Molecule: messenger RNA, 2749 nt
Organism: Cyprinus carpio (common carp)
Lineage: Eukaryota; Metazoa; Chordata; Actinopteri; Cypriniformes; Cyprinidae
Product: G2/M phase-specific E3 ubiquitin-protein ligase-like
Molecular function (GO): ubiquitin-protein transferase activity
Source: RefSeq, a predicted model, not a curated record
AUCAUGUGCGCAAGGUAUACAGUAGGUGGCGGUAAUACUCCUAAGGAGUGAACGGCCAUGAAACGGAAAGAAGAAGAAGAAGAAGAAGAAGAAGAAGAAGAAGAAGAAGAAGAGCACGACCAUGAACACGACGACCUGUCUGUCGUGAUCCAAGAAGUCGAUCGGCACGGAGGAUGUUAAAUCUGUAAAGAUGACUUCCAGGGAAAACGAAGGCGCCCCGGGUACUAGUCAUGCUGAGCUGUUACGAUCAGCCAGGCACUUAAUGUCCUUAUUGACCGAAUCUGAAAGGGGAGGAGGUGCAGCCAGUAGUGAUGUUCCUUGCAGCAGUCAGGAUAUAAGGGAAGGGAGGCAAAUAGGCCAAAAUGAGAGGUCAGGCAAUCAGCCACCAAGACCUUCUAUUCAGAUGGAACAGAGGCAAAUAGGCCAAAAUGAGAGGUCAGGCAAUCAACCACCAAGACCUUCUAUUCAGAUGGAAUUGACAAGGUCGUUUCCAGGUAUGUUCACUAAGGGAAAAGGGAAGAGGCGUUUUCCGGCAGUGAAUCUUGUUCCUGCUAAAAGGCCUAAACCAGUAGAAGUUGCUUUCCACCUUUUGCCAAAACAAUAUGAAAAAACCCCAAAAGAACAAGACCAACUAGUCCACUUGCAGGCAGGACUGGGCCGCAGGACUGUUUAUUUAGAUGAGAGCACAACACAUGAUGAGUUAUGUGAGACACUCAAAGGUGUCUUUCCUCAAUUGGAGGCUGUAACUGGAGGCUGGAUGAUUUACAAAGCAGCAGGAGGAUGGGGUUCCCGAAAGCUCUCCCUGGUGGCACCUGAUCAUACUGGAUACACAGGCAAGAUCGUAAAGGCUGCAAGCCAGGGGGGUAAAUCUCCUCUUUACAUAGCUCCAAUUCAAGACGAACUUAACACUACUCCUUUGCAACUUAAUAAUGAAGUAUUCAGUGACAUGCCCAAGGCAAUGUGCCAAAAGUGUGGAGCAGCCAUUCCACUGCAGCUCCUGAUGGAACACUUGAAGUCUUGCAACAUCAUUGAUGUUGACAAUGAUGAAGAAAACCUGGAUAAUGUGGAGAAUAACAGUGAGCAAGCACCAGCUCAGGAGCCCUGUCCCAUCUGCAUGGAAAUGUUUACUGCUGACUUUAUUGAAGUACAUGCUGCUUCGUGUGGUGAAAGUGAUGGAAUGUAUGAGGUGUUGGAUAGGAGUACUGUUGAAGAGCAAGCAGCAAUGCCUGGACCGUCCAGUAGUGAAAAAGUUACUGAUGAGUGGAUCACGGUACAAGACCCUACCAAGGCCAUGUCUCUGUUUCGGGAUUCUAUUCUUAGCCAUCAUGAAAGUAAGAAUCCCUUACUUCUCAGCAUGGAUAUUAGAAAGAGCCCUGCUGAACAAGACGCUGCGCUCAUCUGCUUCUAUAAGAAGCCGAAAGUGGAAUGGGCACGACCCUUGAAUUGCAGACUUGAAGGUGAUGCAGCCAUUGGAGAGGGUGUGAGUCGCUUUUUCCUCUCAACUUGCAUGAACAAGCUGAAGUCUGGGUUUUGCUUCAACUUUGCAAACACUGCUGUUACACAUCUCUUUGAUGGACAGCCAGGCCAUUUAGUGCCCUCAGCCUCUCAGUUUCUCGUGGAAAGUGACAUGUUCAUCAUGGCAGGCAGAAUGGUGGGGCACUCCUUUGUUCAUGGAGGACCAUGCCUGUCAGGGCUUAGUCCUGCUGUUGUGCAUGUCCUGUUUGGAGGAAGCCCGGAAACUGCAACAGUAACACCAGAGGACUGUCCGGACCUAGACAUCCGUGAAACAAUCAGGCUUCUUGAAGGGGAAUCUGAACUCUCAGACAAGGACAAAACAAGUGUCCAGGAGUUGGCCUACGCUUGGGAUCUCCCUGGCCUUACUGGAAAUAACCGAAGAUGGCUUUUUGAGAAGAUGUUGAUCCAUGCUGUAAUUGGACGUGUCACACGACAAAUCAAACAAUUCAGGCGUGGUCUUAAAGAGACACCAAUGUGGACAUUGCUGACCAAACGACCUGACACAGUGGCCCAGCUUUUUCCACAGGAAAGAGCAGUGGAUUGUAACCCUGCGAUAAUCAUGCAGCACAUUACCUGGCCUCAUGAAGAUGAUGAUGACAACGACGACGAUUAUUCACUUGACACAAAAUGCCGCAUAUCAGGUUAUCUUAGAUGCUUCAUUGAAAAUGCAUCACCUGAUGAAUUGACUGACCUGUUGAAAUUUUGGACAGGGUGGGAGAUUAUGCCAAGGAAUAACAUAUCCAUUGAGGUGGUUAAAGGCAGCUUCCCAACAGCCUCCACCUGUUUUGAGACCCUGCGAAUCCCAGGACAUUACAAGGACUAUGCAUCCUUUAAAAAUGACAUCCUGGCUUGUAUUGGCACUUGCCAAACAGGAUUUGGUCUUGUGUAGGGACAAAGCGGUGGUGAAUAACGUUACUGUUACUGAAUAACGUUAAAUGUUUAAAUGAUUGCGUAUUAAUAUGCUAAAUUACGAAUACAAAGUCCAUUGUUAUGUUUUUUGAUGGACAAUUAUAUUAAAUGGCAUGCAACCUGCUAGCAAUGGCAAUGUAGCAACUUCAAAGUUAAUGUCCCUUUAAAAAACGUUUUAAGGAAAGUUUAGUGUUAUUUUAGUUAUGUACAAAUGCAGUUAAGCACAGAAAUAUUUGGAUGAAGUAUAUUUUGCUGCUUUUCUCAGAUUGCUUCAUCAGUAUUUGUCUGCGAGGUUCUUAUAAUAAAUUUAUCAUUGUGUUCAUGA